UCUCCCAGGGCCCCGCUGUAAGACAGGCAGGAGUGGCCUGCGGGGCGUGCAGAGGUCAGCAGCAAGGAAAGCCUGUGGAACACGGAUCUGGUUUUCCAGCGGAAACCCUGGACCCCUGAGCUCCAAGAAGCCCCCGCGGACCCGAGAAUUAGCAGGCAAGUCUGGGGGUAGCUGCGUUCUUCCCAAGCAUCCUGUGUCAUCAGAAACUCACUCGCACAGGGGAGGAGCCAGGUGCCUUCCUGUGGCAAGAUUCACAGGACCAUCCUGGAAGGAUCCUCUUGAACAAAGGUGCUUCCCUGGGCUUCCAGAAUCACCAUGGAGGAGGAUGCUGGAGAGGAACCAGGGCUCGGCAGGUGCACGGCUCCCACAGACUUCCACUUCUAUCACAUGGAUCUGUACGACUCUGACAGCAGGCUGCAGGUCCUCCCGGAAGAAAGCACUGGAGUGAGGAGAGAGGCAGUCCAGGCUGAAAGGACCUACGAGCCAAGAGGGGCGAGGGAGGGGCAGGCCCACAGAGCCCUUCACGAGGAAGCGGACGAACUCGUCCAUCUGUAUGGACUUGAAGAUGAUCACGAGUUAGGGGACGAGAUUAUGGAUGAAGACACGCCCAGACUGGGGACCGCAGAAUAUCCUCCUUAUGGGGUGAAGAGGGGCGACCCGGCCUGGGAGCAGCGGGACUGGAGACUCGGCGGAGAGGCAGCCGAGGCCGAGGACCUGGGCUUCGGAGGGUGGGGCUCCAGGGGCCAGUGCCAAGACUUGCGGGAGGCCUAUCGGUACACUCACGGCCGUGCCAGUGAGGAGUACGAAUGCUACGUCAUCCCAGAGGAGGAGGAUGAGGAAGAAGCUGCCGACGUCUUCUGCGUCACUUGCAAAAUCCCCGUAAGAGCUGUUGAGAACCUUGAUGCACACAAGGAGCACGAAGUGACCCCACUCAACCAAGCGCUGGAAAGCGCCAAGGAUGAAAUUCACAAAAACAUGUACAAACUGGAAAAGCAGAUUAUCGACAUGGAAAACUUCGCAAGUCAUUUGGAGGAGGUCUUCAUCACCGUGGAGGAGAAUUUCGGAAGACAAGAACAAAACUUUGAGUCGCACUACAACGAGAUCUUGGAAACACUCGCGCAAAAAUAUGAAGAAAAAAUACAAGCUCUGGGGCAGAAGAAGAAGGAGAAGCUGGAAGCCUUGUACGAGCAGCUGGUCAGCUGCGGGGAGAACCUUGACACCUGUAAGGAACUGAUGGAAACCAUCGAGGAGAUGUGCCACGAGGAGAAGGUGGAUUUCCUAAAGGACGCAGUGGCCAUGGCCGACAGACUCGGGCAGUUCCUGAAAACAAAAACAGAUGUGGAAAUCUCUGCACAGCCCGACUUUGAAGAGCAGACCUUGGACUUCUCGGACGUGGAAGAGCUGAUGGGCUCCAUUAACAGCAUUCCAGCUCCUUCCGCUCCAGUGAUCAAUCCCCAGGCCCCCAACUCGGCCACGGGCUCCUCGGUCCGCGUGUGCUGGAGCUUGUACUCCGAUGACACCGUGGAGAGCUACCAGCUGUCCUACAGGCCAGUAGGGGACGGCUCGCCCGGGAAGGACCAAGCAGAGUUUACAGUGACUGUCAAGGAAACAUACUGCUCAGUGAAGAACCUUAUGCCCAACACCCAGUAUGAAUUCUGGGUCACAGCUCAGAACAGGGCUGGCUCGAGCCCCUCCAGCGAGCGUGCUGUGUACAUGACAGCCCCUUCUCCCCCCAUCAUAAAAAGCAAAGAGAUACGGAGCUGCGAAGAGGCUGCGCUCAUCUGCUGGGAGUCCGGGAGCCUGAACCCCGUGGACUCGUACACAGUGGAGCUGACCCAGGCGGAGGCGCCGCAAGCCUGGGGCGUCACAGAGUCCAUCGUGGGCAUCCCUACCUGCGAGGCCCUGGUGCAGCUGCAACCCAGGCAGAACUACACGAUCUACGUGCGCGCCCUCAACGUCGGGGGCCCCAGCGCGAGGAGCGAGCCGGCUACGGUCCACACCACAGGAAGCUACUUCCACCUGAACAAGGACACCUGCCACCCCUGGCUGACCAUUUCUGAAGACGGUUUUACAGUCAUGCGAAGCGAAAGGAAAACCCCCAUGAGGGAGCCACUGGCCAGCAACACUCGGUUUACCAGGUGCGUUGCUGUCCUGGGAAACCUGAUUCCAGUCCGAGGACGCCACUACUGGGAGGUGGAGGUGGAUGAGUGCCUGGACUACACCAUCGGCGUGGCCUUUGAAGAGGUGCCUAGACACGAGGACCUGGGCGCCAACCGCCUCUCCUGGUGCCUGAGGCACACAUUCGCCUCAUCAAGGCACAAGUAUGAAUUUCUGCACAACAAGACAAGCCCAGAUACGAGAAUAACAGUUCCCCCGAGGAGGAUCGGCGUGCUGCUGGACUACGCAAACUCCAGGCUGUCGUUCUUCAACGUGGACAUUUCUCAGCACCUACACUCGUUCAGCUGUGAGCUUCACCGACUCGUGCAUCCUUGCUUCUCUCUGGAGAAGCCGGGGUGCCUGAAGAUCCGUAAUGGCAUCCCAAUGCCGAAGCACGUCACGUUCUACUAGCCCUCUGAAUCCAGCUCCCUGUCUGACCUCUGGGCCUGCUCCUCUCCAGCCCUCAUUCCUCAGCUGGCUGAACGUGCCAUUUGAGUGCCCUGUGCCCACCACACUUUGUAGCUCAUGCUGUCACCGGCAGCCUGGCAUGCCGGCGCUCAGUUUACCUGAGCUGGGGUCCAGUCCUGAGUGCUGCCCCCGGGUGACUCCAGGGUGCCCAUCAGCAGGCCCGGCUGUAGGAGGGCUCAGGCUAACUGAACUCAAACACCUUUCAAGCUAUCACACUGUGUCUGUUCGUGUACAUGCAAGGUCUUGGGGGAGGGGAAGCCCUAAUGGCUUAGUGAGCCAAGCACUUGGGCAGGCAACAGGCUGUCCACAGACAACAGGGACACCACGUGCCCUGCGCCUUUCCCUUGGCAGGACUUGGUGAGGUUCCUCCCAUGUGUUCUUAGUGAUGGCCUGUUCCUCUCCUUCAGAGUACGCACGACCCUACAUGCUGAAAUUACCUCUACAACGCCUUACUCCAUCUGGUGUCGCUCUUGUUCACCACGUAGUCCCCAGGGGCUGACGUAACGGGCACGCCCAGUACCUGGUGAGCACAUCUUCGCCAUCUGCCAGGGCUCUGCAGUCUCUUCUCGUCCUCCAGGUGAGGGACGGCAGGGCUCUUUCAGAGCGACAGGAAAGGGCUGUGCGCAGGGCAAGGAGGCAGCUGGAGGGCGGAGGCAGCUGCGGCUUGACGGCAAGACUUGGGACAACCGCACACUCCCUACUACAACCUACAGCCUACAUGUAAACGCGGUGACAGGUGGAGGUAAGAGAACUUAGCUGCAGCCGAUUCCAGGAACUGUCCUGCAGUGUAGACAAUACCUGGGUUUGAUUCCUACUUCGGAAGCUAUUUUGCCUUAUGACCUUGGAAGAGCCACCUCUUCUUCCAGAGCUUCUGUUUCCCCUUAAACCAGGAGAAAAAUACUACUUGUCUCACCAACUGGGAGGCUUACUGACAAACAAGACAGCGCCUAACAAUAUAAAGCGUAUGGCAAACAUGCAACAGUUCUUUAGUUCUUUAGGGGAAAGCACCAGUCCACCAAAGGGUGAAGCUGAACGGGGUGGCCUGCAGGCGCUGCCCAUGGCGUGCCGUCAGUUCCGUGCCUGGCUCCAUCAGCUACCUUCCUGCUUCUCCCGUCCAAGUUGCCAGCUGCCAUUUAAGCUCUGCACACACAGCAUUUUCAAAGCUUCUAAGUCAAGCUGCAAUUAUCAGACCAUCGGCAACAAGCCCCGUGGAUACCUCACUUACACACAGGCAUGCCCUCAUGUCACCAUUCAAGGUUUUAUGUUAACGAAACUUUCACCAGAGCAGUAAGGCCAAAAAUAAAUAAAGGACAUCCAAAUAGAAAAGCAGGAGGUCAAAUUAUCCCUGUUUGCAGAUGACAUAACUUUAAAUCUAGAAAAAACCUAAACACUGCACCAAAAACUGUUCAAACUGACAAAUGAAAUUAGCAACCUUGUAGACUAUAAAAUCAACAUGUAACAAUAAGUAAUAUUUUUAUACACCAAAAACUGCUGUAGAAGAAAUAAAAAGCAAGCAGUCCUAUUGACGACAGCUACCUCCCACCUGAAACACCAAGGACUACUUUAAUUAAGGAAGUGAAUGAUCUCGACAGUGAAAAUUACAAACACUGAUGAAAGAAACUGCAGACAACACCACAAAAUGGGAACUACUCCCAGAGCAAAGGCAGACAGACAAAUGGGAAAACGAAAAAGCUUCUGCCCAGCAUAGGAAACAAUCAACAGAGUGAAGAGACAACAGAAUGAGAAAAUACUGCAACCUACUCGUCCAACAAGGGAUUAAUUCACAGAAUAUAUAAUCAACAGAAAAAAAAUCCAAGUAAAAACAUGGGGGAAUGACCUGAACAGACAUUUCUCAAGAUAUACAAAAGGCCAAAAAGCAUGAUGAGAAAAGCUCAACAUCACUAACCACUGGGGAGAUGCAAAUCCAAACCACAAUGAGCUAACCCCUCAGGGCAGUCAGGACAGCUUUUAUAAAAUACUCGUAACUAACAGUGAGGACGCAGAGACCAGCAGUGUGUGCGAGUCCUCAGAAAACCAGAGACAGGAUUACCAUGUGACCCAUCAAUCCUGCUACUGAGCACACACCCAAAAGAAAUGAAAUCCGAAUGUCAGAGACAUCUGCACUCACGUCUGUUGCAGCGCUAUUCAUGUUAGCAGGAUACGGAAUUAACCUAGACAUCCAUCAAUGGGCGAAGGGAUAAAGAAACGGUCUAUUUAUUAUUACUCAGCCACUAACAAAGAGAGAAACUCUGUCAUCUGCAGCAACUCGGGUGAAACUGAAGGACAACGUAUCAGUAACACAAGCCAAGCACAGCAAAAUAUAUCACGUGUUAGUCACUUACACUGUCUCAAAGUAGAGAAUGUUAGUUAGAUGGCUUGGGGAAUGGGGAGGGAUACUGCAGGGCAGAGGGAGGGAUGGACAGAGGAUGUUAAGGACUGCAGGGGUGCAGGUGAGUGAACCAAAAAAACUCAGAUGUUCUACAGCACAGUAGGAUAACUGUGGUUAACAAGAACUAACUCAAAGACAGAAUUCUGAAUGUCCCUAACACAAAGAAAUGAGAACUGUCUGAAGGGAUGGGAAUGCCAGUGACCCUGAUCACUGUAUACGUGUACUGAAAUGCCACACUGUUCCCCGUAAACACGAACAAUCACUCUGCGUCAAUUAAAGAUGGAUAUUUAAAAACAAAAUUUUCUUGUUUUUCCAGCACACUCAAUCGGACACACCAAAACACCUCUCUUGACUCACCCUGACAACCUAGUAGAUCCCCCUCCCCACACACACAGGCCUGCCUGGCCAAGCUGGAUCACUUAACCUGAACUAUGAAGAGCGCAGCAGCUGUGAGCACAGAAAUGGGUCCAGUUUUAAACAACGAAGACAUACACGUGUGCAUACUCAAAAACGCUCUCAGCCAGUGCUGUGGCUCACUAGGCUAAUCCUCCACCUGCGGCGCCGGCACACCAGGUUCUAGUCCCGGUUGGGACACCAGAUUCUGUCCCGGUCAUUCCUCUUCCAGGCCAGCUCUCUGCUGUGGCCCGGGAGUACAGUGGAGGAUGGCCCAAGUCCUUGGGCCCUGUACCCAUGGGAGACCAGGAGAAGCACCUGGCUCCUGGCUUCAGAUCAGCGCGGUGCGCCAGCUGCAGCGGCCAUUGGGGGGUGAACCAACGGCAAAGGAAGACCUUUCUCUCUGUCUCUCUUACUGUCCACUCUGCCUGUCAGGAAAAAAAAAAAGUUCUCUGCUCCUGAAACAUAAACCACCAAGUAGGAAACAGGGUGUGACCGGUAAGGCAAGUUUUCAUUCAGGCUUCUAACUGGCUUUAUGGAGUACUUCACGUGUACUAUGAACACGAGUAAAUGGAUAAAAACUCCACAUUGAUAACAUUUAAUAACAAUUUUGACCAAAAAAAAAACUGUCCAAAUUGCCACUGACAUUAGACUAGGCAGAUAACAGCCUGAAGCAUCACAAUCGUUCAGUAUAAAGAACCUUUAUUUAAACAUCUUUCUCACCUUCUACAAAAAGAAAAACGAAGUCUAAAACCAAACCAAACCAAACUUUGUUUUUUGUUACAUAUUCCGAUUCUGUAAACUACCAUGCACGAUCUGCUGAAAUGAAAUUUCAACAAGGGGAAGGGUUUACCUCAUGGAGACCAUGUUCACCUGAAACCUGCCAAAAAAAGAAAAAAACAGAAAAAGAUUUUUUAAGAAUUAGAACUUUGCAGUCACAAACCCUGAUAGAAGGCAGUUAAAAAAAAAAAAAAAAAGGCAUCACAACCUGUUCUG
Oryctolagus cuniculus (rabbit) is the source of this 6403-nucleotide messenger RNA. It is a transcript of the gene FSD2, whose product is annotated as fibronectin type III and SPRY domain containing 2. Lineage: Eukaryota; Metazoa; Chordata; Mammalia; Lagomorpha; Leporidae. Gene Ontology annotation, molecular function: protein binding. The record is from RefSeq and is a predicted model, not a curated record.